AUGGCGGAAAAAGACGAAGGGAAAAAGACGGAGAAAAGAACAAACAGAGGAAUAACUUGGCCCGAUACUUCAACAAUUGCAUUACUGAAUAUUUGGCAGGAAGAAGAGAUUCGAAUAUCGCUAGAAAACUGCAAAUCAUCAAAAGAAAUAAGAGCUACUUAUCGAACAAUCACGGUCAGUUUUUGGAGUUUAAUACAUUGAAAAAAGUUGCGUGAAAAUAAAAUAUUUUAUAUUCUACAUUGCAGUUGGAAUUGCACAAAAAAGGUUUCACUAACUACACACUCGAAAACGUCGUUAAUAAGAUGAAAAAGCUGAGGCAACGCUUCAAAAAAGAAGUCGACAUUGCAAAGAAAAGUGGAAAAGGCCGAGCAAAACCUUGGAAAUUCUUCCAAACGUUGAACGAAAUUAUCGGUCACAGACCAAAUGUUCGUCCUGCAUUUUGUAUCGACACAUCAGCAGGCGAAAAGGAAGAUAAUACAGAUAUAGAAAGUGGAGAGGAACAAGAAACAGGUAGCAAUAAAAUUUGGCUUCAAUAACUAUUAAACGUUUGUUUUCUCCACUAACAUUUGGCUUUGAGGUUUUGUGUGAUAUAUAAUAUUACAGUAUAUUUCUAUAUAACACUUUUUGUAGUAAUAAAUUUACGUGGUGUUUCCACAAACAAAAAGUGUUAUAUAUUUUAUCGCCAUGCAAUCAUACAAAGAACUUAGUAUAUUAUAGUUGAAUUUUCCCAUUUUUUCUCCAUCACACUGUAAGUAUUUUAAUUACCGUGACCCACGACCAUGUUUUGAAUUAAAUGCAAACUUACCAAAUUUUGAUAAUUUUGUGACUUGGGUGGGUGGUUUACUUGUUUAUAAAAAUAGGUCAAAUGAUGUGGGAUUAAGACAGGCAAAUGAGGAGGGGAUGGGUCAUGUUUCCUUGGGGUGGGCUUUCUAAUGACAAAUUUAUGAAUAAGAACUGAAGGUAUUUAAAUAUGCACCUAUUAUUAAAUGUUAAUCACAGCAAGGCAACCCCCCCCCCCAGAAAUUAUUUGCUAUUAAAUUAAUGAGGGAACAUUUGACAUUAGUGACAUGUUGUAUUUGACUAUAACUGGUGUGCAAGGUGGAAAAUUCACAGGAGAAUUCAAAAAUAUGUCAGCAGAGAAUUCCAACCUCUCUCACCCUGGAGGUUAACUUUGAUAGAAAGAUAUACAGUAUAGAAAGAUAUUUCAACUUACACUUUACAGAAGACAAUUAAAUGUCUUUCAUGAAUGUCUCCCCAACACUAGAAAAUUCUUCAGCAGUUGAAUGCAAAAUAUGCUAUACUUUGUUUGUUUAAGCCAAUAAAAAACAUUUAUAUAUUUAUAUAUAAAUAGUUAUAGAAUCUCUGAAGAGAAAAUAUGGGGAAGGAAGGAUGCUUGAUAACGUUUGUCAGAAAUGCGGGUAUGAGGCAGAUGUGGAAUUAUUUUCAGCUGGUGUACAUGAAUCUAAAAGUGGAUGCAUUAGGGCAUAUACAGAUGAUGACACAUUUGUAUGUCCCAGAUGCCCUGUUGCCAACAACUCAGACCAAGGUAAUUCACACAUUUCAAUAUUUUAAGCAUUGUUAUUUUUAAGUACAUGCAAAAUCAGUGAAAUGUUUAAAAUAUAUAUAUUGAUGUAAGUAUCCUGAAAGUAUUAUUUAUUUAUAGAGGACGAUGAUAAUGAAUUUGAAAAGUCAAUCCUCGAUGCUCAAGUAUCUGAACCUGUUGGUAAGAACAACAAAUUUAUUGAAAUACAGAGGAUAUGCUAA
Molecule: messenger RNA, 1764 nt
Organism: Paramuricea clavata
Lineage: Eukaryota; Metazoa; Cnidaria; Anthozoa; Malacalcyonacea; Plexauridae
Source: the annotation of a GenBank genome assembly